This is a messenger RNA of Pezoporus occidentalis (night parrot), 1599 nucleotides long. RefSeq names its product ATPase H+ transporting V1 subunit D (gene ATP6V1D). The record is from RefSeq and is a predicted model, not a curated record. The coding region runs from base 184 to 873 and encodes 229 amino acids. Gene Ontology annotation, cellular component: proton-transporting V-type ATPase complex. Gene Ontology annotation, molecular function: proton-transporting ATPase activity, rotational mechanism. The transcript has 9 exons. Lineage: Eukaryota; Metazoa; Chordata; Aves; Psittaciformes; Psittacidae.
GCAUGGGCCUAUUCUGUGCUGGAUGUCAGCAAUUACAGAAGCUGCUCAGUGUCCUUAACAGAAAACAAGACUUUGUUCAAUGCACUCUCAGAGCCUGUGAAAUCUUGCUUGAACUAGAAAGUCAGCCAGUCUCUGGCAGGUGGUGAAAAGAGUGAACAAGUUACUUCAAGGGCUCAGACCAUCAUGAAAGCUCGUUUGAAAGGAGCUCAGACUGGUCGUAAUCUCUUGAAGAAAAAAUCUGAUGCUUUGACACUUCGAUUUAGGCAGAUCCUUAAGAAAAUUAUUGAGACUAAGAUGCUGAUGGGUGAGGUGAUGAGAGAAGCUGCCUUUUCACUUGCUGAGGCAAAGUUUACAGCAGGAGAUUUCAGUACCACUGUGAUCCAAAAUGUGAACAAAGCUCAAGCCAAGAUCAGAGCUAAAAAAGACAAUGUAGCAGGUGUAACCCUGCCAGUUUUUGAACACUACCAGGAAGGAGGAGAUAGCUAUGAAUUGACUGGCUUGGCCAGAGGUGGAGAACAGCUGGCUAAGCUGAAGAGGAAUUAUGCCAAAGCUGUGGAGCUGCUUGUGGAACUGGCCUCCUUACAGACAUCCUUCCUUACUUUGGAUGAUGCCAUUAAAAUAACAAACAGACGCGUGAAUGCAAUUGAACACGUGAUUAUUCCCAGGAUCGAGCGUACUCUUUCUUAUAUCAUCACAGAGCUGGAUGAACGAGAACGAGAGGAAUUCUACAGGUUGAAGAAGAUCCAGGAAAAGAAAAAAGUAUUGAAAGAAAAAUCUGAGAGAGAACGGGCGCUGCGAAGGGCUGAUGGUGGGGAGCAUGAACCAGCCAAUCUGUUAGUAGAAGAGAAGGAUGAGGACCUUCUGUUUGAGUAACCCAGCACAGUUGUUGGAUAUGGAACAGGGGACCCAGAGUAAAGAAUGUCCAAUUGAAAUAUAAUUCAGGACAUGUUGCCUCAAUGAUACUUAUGUGGCUUCUCAGUUGGUGUAUAAGUCUUGAGUUGACUGGAUUGUGGAUUUCUCCUGGGAGAUUAGAAAUCUGGGAACUUAACUGCAGCAUAAGAGGAAAAGGAGAGAUGAGGUGCUUUACUAUCAGGAAAGCUGCCUAUUAUGUGCUCAACCUGUUCCUUCACUUAGUAGGAACGACUGUACAUAGCUGUGUUUUUUGCAGGAUGGCUCUGGAUUUGUCUAAUCAAGAUUCCUCUUUAAUUAUUACUCCCCUUCCUAGUGCAUGCUAGGAAGACAUUUAAGGAGGGAGAUGCAUGUAAUGUUCUUUACUGCAGAACUAUUAAUGUUCAUGUUGAUUAAAGCAGGUAUUGGCACGCUUAAGUCAAACAUCAGUAAAGACAAUGCUAGUUUUCUACCCUGUUGACAAAAUCCACAGUCCUCUCUGACUUUUGUUGCACGAUUGUUACCAUUGACCUAAAAUCUAAAAAUCUUGGUCUUAAUUAGAGGCUCUGCCAACUUGUGUAUUGUCUGUACUAGAAACAAGUAAAAAUUUUAAAUGUUAAAUAGCUGGUGUCUGGCUCAAACUGCUGGAAGAUGGUGGUCUUAAAAGCUUGUCAUGUUGACUUCAAAAUAAAACCUUCACUUCAUCCCCUA